Phalaenopsis equestris is the source of this 2514-nucleotide messenger RNA. RefSeq lists its product as uncharacterized. The transcript is spliced from 2 exons. Bases 1 to 2124 code for a protein of 707 amino acids. NCBI's taxonomy places the organism in Eukaryota, Viridiplantae, Streptophyta, Magnoliopsida, Asparagales, Orchidaceae. The record is from RefSeq and is a predicted model, not a curated record.
AUGCUUAAAACCCGAUUCUCAGCCCCAUCUCUCGUUCUCAUCCUCUUAUCCAUCUUCUCCUCCUCAAUCCUCACGUUCUCAUCCACCACAAGCCUCGGAAUCGACGCCUUCUUUUUUGCGUCAGCCCCAUCUCUCGUUCUCAUCCUCUUAUCCAUCAUCUCCUCCUCAAUCCUCACGUUCUCAUCCACCACAAGCCUCGGAAUCGACGCCUUCUUUUUUGCGCAGUACAAACGCGACCCACUCGCCGUCAACGACUCCUUCACUUUCCUUCCAACGUCCAUCAAGAAAUCCCUGUCUGUCUCCGCCCCUUCUUCCAACCCCAAAUCCCUAAUUUCCCAGCUACUCGCCUUCAAGAUCUCUAUCCCUGUUUUUGUCAAGCUCGUCGGUCCCUUCUCGGCCUCCUCGCUUUCUCUGCUCCAAUCCUACGCGUCCGCCGCGCUCUCCUCCGCCCAAUUCCAGGUUAUCGGCUCCAAUUCGCACCACCUUGCCAUCUCCCACUCACUGCACCUUGAAGCUACGCACUCCCAUCUCGAGUUUGAGAUAUCCGCCGCCAUCCGCUCCCACAUCGAUUCGUCCACGGUUCCGUCACACCUCUCCGUCCUGAAUCCUGUUCCGUACUCUGUUGUGGAUCGGAUUGUCCGUCGUGAUUUUGAGAAGGAGUCGUCCAACUCGGCCCCGGGAUUCUACAUCUAUUUGUUGAAUCUCGAUCAACAGUCAAAGAGAUACGCCUACUUCUAUGAUGCGGAGGGUUCUUCUCCGCCGGUUUCUAACUGUCUGGGAACGAUCUGGACUGGCAAGGAACGGUACAUGUGGAUAGACCUCGCAGCCGGGCCAGUAGACUAUGGCCCAGCGCUGUCCGGCGAAGGUUUACUUCCCCGGGGUGAGUUUCAUCCUUUGGCCUCUCUUCAUAAGCGUCAUAGAUCGGAAAAGCUCUUGCUUGCUGACCUUGCCUCGCUCGUGCUAAGCGCUUACCAGACUCUAUUGGUUCCCUCUUUAAGAAUCCCCCUCUUCUUGGAGACCAUGCUUCUAGUCCAAUUCAUUCAUAUCCAUGGAUCUGAUGAUCGGGAUCCAGCUGGUCUUGACUGGGUUUUCAUUGAACAAACACUUAGAGAGGGCGACUUAUCAUUCAAGGAUCAAACUUUACUGUUCAAAUCAUAUACUGUGAAAUACUCAGAAUGCCCAAUCUGUUCGUUUGCAAUUGCCAAAUCAAUGAACUCUUACACAUCAAGGUUUCUCUUUGAGAAUUAUACUCUGAUUGUGACCGAGUAUUUAGACUCAAAAGUGCUGAAUAAGGUGCUAGCAGGAUCCAUUGCUGAUAUUCAUAGAGCGGCAGGGAUAACCGAUGAUGUGUACGGGAAGGUGCUCCCUGUGUUUGUCUUUGAUUUGGAUUAUGACAAGAUCACCUUGCUCGACCGAUUCCACCAAGCUGUUGCAUUUAGGGACAUGGUGAUUGCUGUGAGGACAAGGAACGUUGAGACGGUAAGUUAUUACAGCUGUAAUGGGAGGCAUAUGUUCACACAUACUCGUAACUUGAAUCGUGCUAUUGUGGGUUCAGUUCUUCAAAGUAUGUGGGGAGUUACACCAACUCAUCUUACAUGGAGCCCAGAGCAUAAUAAAACGAUUGUAGACUACACUUGGAGUGUUGGACGGACUCCAUUUGGUCCCUUCUCAGAGUUAUGCUCAAUUUCAUUUGUCCAAAGGGAUGCAGCUAGAAGAAAUGUUCUCCUUGUCAGUUUAAAUUAUACAAUCACUAGUUUGAUUGAUUUGUUGGAGUCAGUGGCAACUUAUGGAGGUGAUAAGAAGCUUCUCAAGCAUAGUAGGUAUGUGGAAUUUGUGCAGAGGUGGAAUUUGCUCAAAUAUAAGCUGGAAAAGUUUCUUUCUGCAAUGUCACAGCUGGAUUAUGACAAGGCCAUUUUUUUCCUGAGGUCUUCUGAUCUUGAUCUCUAUGGUUUGCACACUGUAAUUUACCAGGCAACUCAGGAGCUUGAUGCGUCACUUGUUUGUUUCAAAGAUCCGUCAUUCCCCUUGAUUUCUGCCUUUGUUGCUGUAGGAAUUUUGUUUGGAUUAUUCUAUGUUUAUGUCAAGAGAGAGAAGCUUUUUAGGAACAAGAGAAAACAAUUUUAGUCUUUGAUUUUGUCUUAAUUCAGGAGCCUCUUUUGGGGCAGCUUCGCUUCUUUAAAUACAUGUAAACAGCAUCAACAGUUGAGGAGUUGCUAUUUGAUGGGUAAGGAGAGAAAAUAGUUCAAAUUUUUGCAUCAGAUCCAUGUUUGCCGUCCUGAGAUUUUUAUUUCAUGCUAAUAACAUAAGCUACUUAACGUAUACUUGAUCGUGUUUUAUUCGUGGAUUCAGUCUAAUCAAGCUGUCUAGGAAGCGCAGCACAGUUCUUGCUGUGAAUUGGGAAAAUAUCCCGUCCAUGUGUCCGGUGUUUAAUGAAAUCUCGUCACUUAUCACGUGUAAACGACGUACCCACUGAAGAUAAAAUGAAAACCUCUAUAUUUUAAUGUAUGACCCAGC